Molecule: messenger RNA, 1371 nt
Organism: Aureobasidium pullulans EXF-150
Lineage: Eukaryota; Fungi; Ascomycota; Dothideomycetes; Dothideales; Saccotheciaceae
Exons: 1
Coding region: 105-1187 (360 amino acids)
Source: RefSeq, a predicted model, not a curated record
CUUUUUUUCUUCGCUGCCUCUGCCUCUUUUACUUGAAGGCGUCUCGUCCUCCGAUUCUUUCUUCCAACCACCAAUCCACGUAACACUCUCCACAUAUCAGAAACAUGGCUGGAUCUCGUUCGACCAGAACCUCUCGCACCAAGACACGACGCUCCAACAUGUCUUCUCAAAACUCAAGCAUCAAGACUUGGGCACGUCAUCAGAAGCCUGUUGCUGCCCGCCUGACCAAGGACAAGGAGCAGACCAAGGCAAUUCCUCAGGCUGUUCCUACUGUCUCGGCAUCUCCUUACUACCACUCUGCUCUGAUUCAAGCACAACUCACAAAGACUCAUCAACAAUCCCGUCUUGCUGCUUCUCCCAACCCCACAAAGCCUACUGGCUCGUCCUCUGAUUCCUUCCGCUUCCUUGAGCUUCCUGCUGAGAUUCGUCUCAUGAUCUAUGGAUACGCAGUGACUGAGUCGGAACCUCUCUACAUCGACACAUUGGCUGCCCCUCCGGCAAUCACUCGCGUAUGCCGCCAAACUCGCCAGGAGGCACUGCCCGUCUUCCUCGGCAGCAACUCUUUCAUCUCUCUCUUCAGCUCUGUGCCUGGCAUCGAUGCCACCUGCCCUGAACCCUGCUGCCUUACCAAGUACACCACCUCCUUCUCGCCUGCUGCUGAGUCAUGGCUUUGCACUCUUCCUCCUUCGCAACCCCUCAUCCGCGACAUGAGCUUUACUCUUCAGCCUUCUGCGUGGGACUCAGAGUGUGAGAUCUCCGCAGACUUCCGCAUGCUUGAUGGAAAACUUGCUCACGGUCCUGACUGCCCUUUCUGCGUCAACGGCUCAUAUGGCAACGUCACUCCUCUUUCUCUCUCCCACCCUGCUGUUCCUGAAAGCCUCAAGCUUUUGAUGAGUCACGCUCAACAGAUUCACGAUGCUGAGCUCGACGCUGUCAACACUGUCCUACAGUUUGGCAAGGGUCUCAGCCUCUACGACAUCGUCGCUUUCACAAAGGCCUUCACGGGCCCCAGCGAAGUCAUCACAGCCAGACAAUGCGAUCAACAACGCCUCGUCGAGCACUUCAAGGAGUCACUCGAGGAAUGGGACGCCGCGAAGGGCGAUGUCCGCUACGAGAUCCAAGAAGAUCUUAGACGUACUUCUGACGACCUCUGGUCCGAGAAGGAGAAGUGGUGUGGUUCCAUGUAAAUACUUCCUUUGUUUCUUCCUUCCUGCAUAUUGUUUCCUGUAUGGCGCUGGAUGGAGUUCGUGGCAUUGAACUGUUGGAUUGAUUUUUUUGGACAAUGGCUUACGAUCAAGAUGAUGAUGAUGACUACGAAACUACCUUCUUGUCGAUAUUAGACACAUUUUACGAACAAAUUUUCUACCAAAC